AUGAGCGAAGACAAAGACAUACGUCACAUUUUGGUGAAUCAGCCAAACUAUGGUUUUGCUUCGAAUCGUGUUAGCAACACCAAGUAUCAUUGGUGGUCUUUUCUUUUUGUGAAUCUUUAUUCACAACUGAUUCAGCCAAUGAAUGCUUAUUACGUUGUCGAAGCUUGUUUGGAAGUAAUCGCUGUGUUUUUGUGGCAUUUAAUUCCCAUCAUUACCACGUAUCAUCCGUUGACCACAUGGGCUCCAAUUAUUUUUAUCUUCGCUCUGACGGCAAUUCGAGAAGCAUACGAGGACAUUUUGCGAUACAAGAACGAUAAGGUGAAAAUAGGUAAACUAGCAUGA
Messenger RNA from Blastocystis hominis, 342 nucleotides. RefSeq lists its product as hypothetical. Lineage: Eukaryota; Bigyra; Opalinata; Blastocystidae. Gene Ontology annotation, molecular function: ATPase-coupled intramembrane lipid carrier activity. Gene Ontology annotation, cellular component: plasma membrane. Gene Ontology annotation, biological process: phospholipid translocation. The record is from RefSeq and is a predicted model, not a curated record.